AUGUGGCACAAGGCAUUUUGGAGUGCCCUGGAGUACACCUGCCGAUUGCUGGGCAUCUCCACCGCAGCAGUGCUGAUCGGUGUGGGAGUAGAAACUCUGCAGCAAGGACAGUUCAAAAGCCUGGCUUUCUAUCUGCUUUUUUCAGGGGUUGCAGUUACUGUCUGUGAAGGCUUCUUCUUUAUCAGUUUGUUCCUGGAGAUGUGCUUCACAUACGAGCCUGACUCCCUGGCACAGGCCUGCUGGAAGCAAGCUAGAUGCCCAGGGAGCUUCCAGAAAUUCCUGGGGUACAUGCUGCUCUCAGUGGCUUGCUUCCUGCACCCUGUCCUCGUCUGGCACGUCACCAUCCCUGGGUCCAUGCUGGUGCUCACUGCCCUGGCGUACUUCAAAGAGAUACAUCCCCAGGCGGCCCAGUAUGAGGACCCUUCAGCCACCGUGGCAGCCCCAACCAUCACUGGUGACACCGAGCAGACCUACACCUUUCACGGGGCCCAGAGGGAGCAGCCCCGCUCACUGCUGGGCCACAUGAAGAGUAUCCUGAAGGGCAGCAAGGACAGGAGCCCGGCCCCCGUAGGUCCUGCUCAACCAGCAGCCCUGCCAGCCCCACGCAAGCAAGUGCACUUCCAGGAGAAGGUGGUGCAGAUCAUCCCCUCUGUCAGUGAGAGCUUGGAGGAUGUGGAGAGCGAGGCUGAAGAGACCACGUCGGACACAACACCCAUCCUGACCCCCCCCGAUGCCCCUGUCAUCCUCACUCCCCUCAGCUCCACAGGCCUCUUUUGA
Messenger RNA from Cariama cristata (Red-legged seriema), 777 nucleotides. RefSeq names its product transmembrane protein 72 (gene TMEM72). NCBI's taxonomy places the organism in Eukaryota, Metazoa, Chordata, Aves, Cariamiformes, Cariamidae. Bases 1 to 777 code for a protein of 258 amino acids. The transcript is spliced from 6 exons. The record is from RefSeq and is a predicted model, not a curated record.